UUCCAAAUCAUGGAAGCUGUACUGUUGACGAGCGAUGGAAAUCGGACCCCUGUUCCUCAAGGCCGCUGCACAUGCCACUCAAGUCUGCGAGUAUCUGACUCAAACUCACACUUUGGUGUAUUUGAGGUGCCGUGACAUUGUUUGGUCUGGGCAUAUCCACCUGUUUUCCACGGUUGGCCGGAGGCAUUGCAAUGUCAUGCUCCGACCAUCCAGGCACCCUGAUGAACCCUGGCCGGGCCUAGCCUCGUCAGUCGUCUCACGCCGAGCCCUGAGCCACAACGCUCUUCGCCGCGGCGACACAAAGCAGCACAGCUGGUUGCUGCAGAGAACCGCCUCACGCAACCACGUCAAUGGCAGUUUUCGAAAUCCAGCAGCAGGUGCAAUAGUAAGUGACUCGUCAUUAAUGUCCCUCGCGUGCUCAGUCUUUUCCCGCCAACUUGUCGGCCCUCUCCACCUUCAUCAUUACAUCAGGACAAAAACACAGCAAGCAGGUCAUACUACAAGCUCGCAGGUCGACCGUCGAAUAGACAGCUUCCGAUCUUGGCCUAGCAAUGGCAUGGACAAGUACCGACACCAACGAGCAGAAUUGGCCACGUACAAGGUCCGUUAGUCGCAAGGCAUGGCAGCUGGUCAGUCUUACUGUACGUCUUGCACCUGCGCACAUGGUUGUUGUCCGCUUCGUGACGGACGGCGACUCCCCGGCCACUGCUAGCCAGGGUCCUCAUCCCUCAGAAAAAGAGCCCGAGUAAUGCCGAGAC
Microdochium trichocladiopsis is the source of this 758-nucleotide messenger RNA. RefSeq lists its product as uncharacterized. The transcript has a single exon. The coding region runs from base 35 to 610 and encodes 191 amino acids. NCBI's taxonomy places the organism in Eukaryota, Fungi, Ascomycota, Sordariomycetes, Xylariales, Microdochiaceae. The record is from RefSeq and is a predicted model, not a curated record.